GAGUGCGCUGGGGCGACGGCGAGAGCGCGCACCGCGCGUUAUCAGCCAGGGCCGCGACACGUCUCGAUAGCAGGUAAUCCCCAGGAGCGGCGCCGGGCGGCGGGUCAGAUCGCGAUAAGGGGGGGACACCGGGCCGGUGAUAAGAGAUCUGGGCGGCGCGAUACGGCGCGAGGCACUGCGCUCAGGGAGGUGCUGCUACCAGCCUCGCGACAUGGAGUCCAACGGCAAGGAGUCCCUGGGCAACCCCAUCCCGCCCGCGGAGGCCGCGCUGCUCAACAGCCAUGACCAGGAGCAGGACCGAGCGGCCGACUACCAAGUGAAGGUGUACGGCCGGCGCUGGGUCAUGCUCGCCAUAUACGCCUUCUGCGCCACCAGCAACGCCGCGCACUGGCUGCAGUUCUCCAUCAUCGCCAACAUCAUCAUCAAGUACUACAACGUGAGCAGCCACGCCGUCAACUGGACCUCCAUGGUGUACAUGGCGGCCUACGUCCUGCUGGUGCUGCCGGCGUCCUGGCUGCUGGACAAGAAGGGCCUGAAGGUGACCCUGCUGUGCGGCGCCGUGCUGAUGACGGCCGGCUCGUGGAUCAAGGUGGCGUCCGUGGCGCGCCACCUCUUCUACGUCGCCUUCCUGGGCCAGACGUUCGUGGGCGCCGCUCAGAUCUUCAUCAUCGGCCUGCCCGCCCGGCUGGCCGCCGUGUGGUUCGGGCCCGACCAGGUGUCCACGGCCACCGCCAUCGGCGUCUUCGGCAUCCAGGUCGGCAUGGCCACGGGCUUCGUCAUACCCCCGGCCAUUGUGGGCAACCACGAGGACGCGGACCACAUCGGCGGGGACCUGAUGAAGCUGUACGUGGGGCUGGCCGUGGGCCCGACCAUCGCCCUGCUGCUCGUCAUAUUCGUGUUCCGCGCCGCCCCGAAGCUGCCGCCCAGCGAGGCUCAGGCCAGCGUGAAGCGCCAGGAGGAGAAGCCGUCCUACUUCGCCUCGCUCAAGGCCCUGGUCACCAACAGGAACUUCCUGCUGCUCGUCAUCAGCUACGGCAUCAACAUGGGCACCUUCUACGCCGUCUCCACGCUGCUCAACCAGAUACUGCUCGUCUACUUCGAGAACUCCGAGGCGGACGGAGGCAGGAUCGGCUUCGCGAUGGUGCUGGCGGGAGUCUUCGGGUCAGUCAUCGGGGGCGUCGUCCUGGACAAGACCCACAAGUUCAAGGAGACCUCUCUGGUGGUGUACAGCAUGGCUCUGCUCGGAAUGGUGGGGUACACCUUCUCCUUCAAGAUGGGCUACAUCCUGAUCGUGUACGCCGUCGGCGCAUUCCUCGGGUUCUUCAUCACGAGCUACCUGACCAUCGGCUUCGAGUUCGCGGCGGAGCUGACGUACCCGGAGCCGGAGGGCACCUCGUCGGGCCUGCUGAACAUGAUGGCGGAGAUUUGCGGCGUGGGCUUCACCAUGAUCACGGGCAAGCUGCUGGUGUCGUACGGCGACCUGGUGACCAACAUCACCAUGUGCGUGAUGCUGGCGGCGGGCUUCGUCGCCACGAUGAUGAUCAACGGCAAGGACCUGAGGCGGCAGGCGGCCAGCAGGCAGCUGCGGGCGCCCGAGACGGAGAUGCUCAACAUCGGGGCGUGAAGAUCGAGGUCGUGCGUGUGCGGGGGACGGGGGGAGUGCCGGGCGCAGAACUGUCGAAAGCGCGUGGCACGAAGGGAGCGUACAGGACACGUAAACUUGAAAGGGUUCAGGGGGCGUGGUGUCUCUGAUGUAAAACUCUUCUAUUGGCCAGUCCCCCGCCCCCCGCCAUCAGUUGGAAGGGGCAGGGAGUAAGAUGGACUUGGCAGCCACGACAAACGGCCGCACGCGCUUUAUGAAGGGUAAGGGGGCAGGAUGAGGAGUGGAAGGGGUCAGGAGGAUAAGGGGAAGGGGUCAGGUGGAUAAGGGGAAGGGAUCAGGAGGAGGAGGGGAAAGGGGCGGGAUUACUGAUGCGCGUCCGGAAACCCCUUCCUCGUUUGCGUGCUCUGUACGCCAAUGGGUGCUUUGAAGGUUUCAUAGCACUCCCUCCAACUUUCAAAGGAAAAAAAAAAGUAGCAAACGAGAGGUUGACUCCAGUGUGAGGCAUGUAGGCAUCUGCCGUCUACUGAUGAGGGAGACAUGAAACAAGGUCCUUACAAAAUAGAGAUGUUACGGGACGCGUUAAUUGGUGAAACGGUUGUAAAUUGUAAAAACCUGUGUGUGUCCAGCGAUUUAUGCCACUUUUUCUACAAGCAAAAGUCCGGGAAAUGCUUGCCAGAGAUAAAACUAGGCUAGACCAGCAUGAUCACUGCAGAAAAUAUAAUUUUUUAUUUAAAUUUGAACCACAGCAGCUGUAAUUGUAGUAACCAGUUAAAAAAAUGUUCGAUGCAAUAAGAUAUUUAUGAAAAUAUGUAUGAGAGUUGUGGAACACGCCAAGAGACAGACGCAUGAGUGUACUUAGUCACAUGAUCUCGACAGUUCUACUGGCAGUUCGUGACGCAACGUUGGGGGAAUGCGCAGAGUACAAAAGUCAGUCUAACUGAUGUUCAGACCAGGCUAAGUUCGCUCAAGGCUUCCACAGCCGCGAUCAGCAUUCCAGUGCAGUAUCUGAAAGUUGAAAACACGACGACUGUGAAAACCGAGAAUUCGUACGAGAGACGAACCACUUGUGACACUUGCAGUUUUAUUCUGGGAAUAACAUGACGUCACAAUGGAUGCGAAGGGCCGUUAAUUCAAAUAGUUUCCUUCAAUGCUCUCAGUGUUGCUGAAUGUGUCUGCUCUGGAGGAAAAUAAAUUGAACAUUCAUCGCUGUGA
This is a messenger RNA of Bacillus rossius redtenbacheri, 2815 nucleotides long. RefSeq lists its product as uncharacterized. The coding region runs from base 212 to 1624 and encodes 470 amino acids. Gene Ontology annotation, biological process: heme export; transmembrane transport. Lineage: Eukaryota; Metazoa; Arthropoda; Insecta; Phasmatodea; Bacillidae. The record is from RefSeq and is a predicted model, not a curated record. Gene Ontology annotation, molecular function: heme binding; heme transmembrane transporter activity. Gene Ontology annotation, cellular component: membrane. The transcript has 8 exons.